ACCCACGAACACUGCCGCCUUAAAACCCACCUCGCUCUGUUAUUUCGAGUGUUUGUUUAUUCUCUCGCUUCUUCGCAGUUAAUGGAGGAGGGAGAGUGCAUUCUGGAUACCUUAUUCGAAGAAGAAGGCGAUGACGUCCAUGAUGUCGACAUGGUUGAUGCGGAAGACCAGAGGCAUCUUCAAGAGAAAGAUUCUCAUGGCGAUUACGGUGAUGAUGUUCAUGGUGGUAGCGUCCCUUCAAAACAAGUGCCGGCGAAGAAUACUGGUGAGUUGAAAGUAAGGAAGAAGAGGAAGAAGAAUAAGAAGAAGAGGAGUAACAGUGGAAUUGCAGAUAUCAACAGGUUUGUCACGAAUACUUGUAGACAUUUAGGGGAGAAGAAGUCCUAUCUCUUUUGGGAGGCGAUUAGUUGUCUUGGGUUGUCAGUUCUUACAGAUCUCAUCAAAGAGGUGGAUGUAAUCCAGGAUUGUGGGGGGCAGUUAACGGCUGAUGGCGGGCGUCCCCGGACUGGUGGAGGUAUACUAUGGAACAUAAUUAAAGCCCGGCAUCCAACGGCUUACAAGGAAAUAGUGGCAAGAGGAAAAGAGGUUGAGAAGCAAUUCCGGCAUCAAGGUAACAAUCGACUGGCAACUAAGGUGAUUAAUGAACCCAUAAAGAGCGAUACCCAAAUUCCUGAUAAAGGAUCACCUGGCAAAGUCAUGCAGGGAUCUUCUAAGUGUGAUGAAGUUCAGCCUAUAUUGACCACGGGGUGUGAGUCCCAAGAGAGACAUAAAUCUGUCUGGGAGAGGAUACGUGUACCAGUGAGUUACGAUGACCUCUUAGAUGGUGAAAAUGAAGCAGGUUUUUGAUGUUUGAAGCAGCAAAAGAAAACCCUAUGUUUAGAAGAAAGUGAGCAGUUCUAAAUGUUUUAAUUCAUGUUCUUUAUCUACAAGCAGGAGAGCAGUUCGAUGCGUUAAUGCAUGUUCCUUGUCUACCGGAGAGAGAGAGAGAGAGAGAGAGAGAGAGAGAGAGAUUCUUAUGGUUAUUCUUGACAAAGAGGAAGGUUCUGACAAUGUUGUUUUCACACAAUUUUGUAGUUAUUCAAGUGCACCAUUUUAGUGGGAUGUACUCCUAUUGAAUGGGAGUUUUUCUGGCGUAAGGCCUCUGAAAUGUGAUGAAUUUGAGCUAAUGGUAAGUGGAUAUUCCUCCUUAA
Molecule: messenger RNA, 1190 nt
Organism: Amborella trichopoda
Lineage: Eukaryota; Viridiplantae; Streptophyta; Magnoliopsida; Amborellales; Amborellaceae
Product: phosphorylated adapter RNA export-like protein
Biological process (GO): snRNA export from nucleus
Source: RefSeq, a predicted model, not a curated record